Molecule: messenger RNA, 3114 nt
Organism: Drosophila busckii
Lineage: Eukaryota; Metazoa; Arthropoda; Insecta; Diptera; Drosophilidae
Gene: GCS2alpha
Product: neutral alpha-glucosidase AB
Exons: 4
Coding region: 85-2847 (920 amino acids)
Biological process (GO): carbohydrate metabolic process; N-glycan processing
Molecular function (GO): carbohydrate binding; alpha-glucosidase activity
Source: RefSeq, a predicted model, not a curated record
CUCCAUGUAAAGAACUUAGCUAAAUAAAAUAUAAAUAGCAAAAUUGCAUAUUACCAUAAGGUUGCUGAAGGAGGCGCAGUGACAAUGCGGUUCACGCUUGGCAUUUGUCUCAUCAUUGGAGCGCUAUUCAGCUACGCUGCUGGCGUUGAUCCAAAUAAUUUCAAGACAUGUGAGCAAAGCAGCUUCUGCAAACGCUCGCGCAAGGUGCAGAGCACGGGCAGCAAGUAUGCAAUUAUACCAGGCACACUCAAUAGCUAUGCGGACUCAUUGACCGCCGAUUUGGUCAACAAGGACAACCAUCAUCAGUUUACAUUUAAACUGGAGGCGUUGAUGGGCAACACCUUCCGUCUGCAGAUCGAUGAAAAGAAUCCACUGCGUCCGCGUUAUCGUGUGGAGCAUGCCCUCAAGGGUAAACCAGCCACAACACAAAUACGCGUGCAGGAGAGUCAAGGUGUGCUUUCCAUAACAGCUGGCAACUCCAAGGCUGUCAUACAUGGUGAUCCAUUCCAUAUUGAAUUUUAUGAAGAUGAUGUGCAUGUUGUGACGGUCAAUGCCAAGAACUGGCUGUACUUUGAGCACCUGCGUCAAAAGGCAGCUGUGCAGACCGAGGGGGCAGAGGGCGCUGAAGCUCAGGAUGCCAAUCCGGACGCGAUACAGCCUCCCGCUGAAACACACGAAGAUCCAGGUGCUUGGGAAGAAAAUUUCAAAUCACAUCAUGACUCCAAGCCAUAUGGUCCCGAGGCUGUUGCGUUAGAUUUCGCAUUCCCCGCCGCAGAGGUACUCUUUGGCAUACCUGAGCAUGCAGAUAGCUUUGUGCUGAAGUCCACCUCAGGCACCGAUCCCUAUCGUUUGUACAAUCUUGAUGUAUUUGAAUAUGUGGUGGACAGCAAAAUGGCUUUAUAUGGCUCUGUGCCAGUGCUCUAUGGUCAUGGAUCGCAACGUACUGCGGGCGUUUACUGGCAAAAUGCUGCCGAGACAUGGGUGGAUAUUCAUACUGCAGAGACCAAUGUGGUCUCUUCGCUAGUCAACUUUGUUUCCGGCACACGCAAAACUCCGCCGCCAUCGGCUCAUUUCAUGUCCGAAUCCGGCAUUGUGGAUGCCUUUAUUAUGCUGGGCCCCAAGCCAAUUGAUGUGUUUAAACAAUAUGCUGGACUAACCGGUACACACGAGUUGCCGCAACUCUUUGCACUGGCUUAUCAUCAGUCACGUUGGAAUUAUAACGACGAGCGCGAUGUGGCCACCGUAUCGGCCAAGUUUGAUGAAUUUAAUAUGCCCAUGGAUACCAUGUGGCUGGACAUUGAGUAUACCGAUGGCAAACGUUACUUUACCUGGGAUAAAUUCAAGUUCCCCGACUCGCUGGCCAUGGUAAAGAACCUCACUGAUUUGGGCCGCCAUCUGGUGGUCAUCAUUGACCCGCAUAUCAAACGUGACAAUGCGUAUUUCUUCCACAAUGAUUGCACGGAGCAGGGCUACUAUAUAAAGACGCGUGACGGCAACGACUAUGAGGGCUGGUGCUGGCCCGGCUCGGCCAGCUAUCCAGACUUUUUCAAUCCCGUUGUGCGUGAGUACUACGCGAGCCAGUACGAGCUGUCCAAGUUUAAAACUGUCACCGCCGAUGUGAUGCUCUGGAAUGACAUGAACGAGCCAUCUGUGUUUAAUGGCCCUGAGGUGACGGCGCCCAAGGAUUUGGUGCAUUUUGGCAACUGGGAGCAUCGCGAUGUGCACAACUUGUAUGGACAUAUGCACAUUAUGGGCACCUUUGCGGGUCUACUAAAACGUGAUCCCAAUCAGCGUCCGUUUAUUUUGACGCGCUCACAUUUCGCUGGCUCGCAACGUUAUGCAGCGAUCUGGACGGGUGACAAUCUGGCCGACUGGGCGCAUCUGCAGCAUUCGAUUAAGAUGUGCUUGACCGAGGCGGUGGCUGGCUUCUCGUUCUGUGGCGCCGAUGUCGGCGGCUUCUUCGGCAAUCCCGAGGCCGAGCUGCUGGAGCGUUGGUAUCAAACCGGCAUCUUUUUGCCGUUCUUCCGUGCGCAUGCGCACAUCGACACCAAGCGUCGUGAGCCGUGGCUCUUCCCCGAGCGCACGCGCCAGAUUAUCCGCAGUGCCUUGCUUAAGCGUUAUAGCUACUUGCCCUUGUGGUACACAAGCUUCUAUGAGCUAGAGAAGACGGGCGCGCCUGUCAUACGCCCAAUGCUCACACAUUACCCGCACGACAAGGAGGCAUUUGGCAUUGACAGUCAGUUGCUGGUGCAGCAGCGUCUGCUGGUGCGUCCUGUCAUGCAGCAGGGCGUCAGCAAGGUUGAUGUCUACUUCCCGGCCAUUGAUGAUAAGAAGAAUGGCGACUACUGGUAUGACGUGGAUACAUUUGAGCGACAGGAGCGUGCUGGCUACGUCAGCGUGCCCGUCACCGAAUAUAAGAUACCCGUUUGGCAGCGCGGCGGCAGCAUUGUGCCCAAGAAGGAGCGUUUGCGUCGCUCUGCUCCGCUCAUGUUGCAUGAUCCCUACACGCUUAUUGUCUGCUUGGAUCGUCACGGCAAAGCCGACGGCACGCUCUACUUGGACGAUGAGAAAUCCUAUAAGUAUCGCGACGGUGAACACAUCUAUGUGAACUAUGAGUUCGAACAGAAUCAGUUGAGAAACAAUUUCAUUGGCAAGCCCAAAUACAAGUCAAAUGCUUGGAUUGAGCGCGUCGUCAUUGCGGGACUGCAGCUUGUGCCCAAGAGCGCCACCAUUACCGUCAAUGGCGUCAGCCAGCAGCUGGAGGUGGAGCAGCAAGGCAAUGCUGUGAUUGUGCGCAAGCCAGGCGUCAAAAUGGACGUGGACUUUGCUCUCAAACUCAACUAUUAGCUUUCGUUUUUAAGUAUUUCAAGUUGCAAAUUACAAAUUACAACAACAAACUAAAAACUAAAAACAAAUUCCAUUUGGCAAAGCAAGUAGUAUGUUUAGUUGUAAGCCUCACCACACUUUAAUUUUCAUUUUGUCUGUUUAGUUUGAUGUUUGCUUAAAUAUAUAAACUUGUAAAAUAUUUGGCAAGCACUAGCAAUAAAUUCCAAAUCAAUGCAAUUCAUGCAGAUCUGCAACAUGAAUUAAAUAAAUAUAGAAUUUUAUCAAAUA